Molecule: messenger RNA, 2269 nt
Organism: Ilyonectria robusta
Lineage: Eukaryota; Fungi; Ascomycota; Sordariomycetes; Hypocreales; Nectriaceae
Product: fungal-specific transcription factor domain-containing protein
Exons: 7
Coding region: 159-2156 (665 amino acids)
Biological process (GO): DNA-templated transcription; positive regulation of transcription by RNA polymerase II
Molecular function (GO): sequence-specific DNA binding; DNA-binding transcription factor activity, RNA polymerase II-specific; zinc ion binding
Source: RefSeq, a predicted model, not a curated record
CGCUCACCAGUUAGUCUACCCACGUCAAACAUUGCAAAGACGCAGAAAGACGCUCCAAACCAGGACAUUUGCAUCAAUAUUUGAUAGCGCAACUCUUCGUAUCUUAGCAUCUCCUUCGGUUGUGCCCAGCUUCGUCUCUGGUCCGCGAGAAGCACAACAUGCUCCCCCAUAGUCGUCACAGACGUCAAUUGCGCGCUCCUCCACAGCGAAGGGGACCCAGAGCCCAGACGGCUUGUAUCAGUUGCAAGGAACGAAAGCUGAAAUGCGAUGACCAAGUUCUCUCGUGCGCCAACUGCCAACGGCUUGAUCUCGCCUGUCUUGUUGAAGACCCCUCCACCAAGCGCCAACUUCCAAGAAAUUACCUGGAGACCUUGGAAGAACGCGUCGAGGUCCUGGAGCGUCUCCUGCAGCAGCAAGGCGAACAGCAAGUAUCCGAGAGACAGCAGUUUUCGGCUCCCCGCGAUUUCAACUACAUAUCCGCGGCUGCACCUUCACCUCCAACAGGGGAUGGAGACGAAAACGACGGGACUACCGAUCUAAUCUCAAAAGCUGGCGUCUUGAGCCUCCAUGCAUCCGGUGCAGAGCCGCAAUAUUUUGGACCCUCGUCCAUGUUCUCAUUUUCGCGCGUCAUCCAUGCGUGCGUCCGCCAGGCUGUACAGGAGAAAUCAGAUAGUGAAUUCGACCCAGGCCUGGACGAGACGGACGCCUCCUCUCUGGUUCCUUGCCGACUGCCAAGUUACGAAGUUGGAGUGGCACUUAGUAACGCGUAUUUCGAAAACGUUCAUCUACAGUACCCUUUCUUGCACGAACCGACUUUCAGACAGUGGGAGAACAACGCUGCCGGGCUGGGUGACGUGGUUGCAAGUCCGACCGAACUUCUUUUUGUCAACAUGGUAUAUGCAAUCGGAGCCCUUCUUAAGCCCAAUACCAGGUCCCUACCACAACAACUCUACGUCUCAGCUCUACUGUACAUUGAUCAUGUUCUCUCGAAAAAGAGCCUCGAAUCCAUACAAGCUCUGCUCUGCUGCGCAUUAUUCUCGGUUCGAUCCUCCAUGGGUCCGUCUGUAUGGAACCUCUCUGGGCUUGCAUUACGACAAUGUAUCGAACUUGGCUAUCAUCGGAAUGUUAAGAAAAUUAAUUUGAGGACCAAUAUCUUGCGACUGGAACUGCGCAAGCGAGUAUUUUGGUGCGCAUACCAGAUGGACUGCGCAUCAUCUGUCAACCUCGGCCUUCCUCUAAGCCUCCCCAUUCAGGAAGUUGACACUGAGUUCCCUUUAGAUAUCGACGACUCGUCUAUCAGUGAAGUUGGAGUUGAGGGGCUGCCACGACGAGCAUCAACCGACCCCGUAACCACCACUUCACACGCCCUGCAUCAAUUUCGCGUCCGAUGCAUCUGGGCGCGUACGUAUGCAUCACUCUACUCCAACGCCGCCAGUAAACACCACAGCCGGCAAGAUUACCAAGCUCAAGUACAAUUAUUGCGUAAGGAGCUUGAUGACUGGUUUGCCGAGACUCCCCCGGAACCCCAAAGACCUGGUGUUCCAAUGACUGUCUUUGCAAGCCAUGAGGAUUACAAAGCGACUUACAAUGAGUCGCUUUUGUUUCUAUACCGGGGCCAACUGACAGAUACAGAGAACGUGCAGGAUGAGGUGUUUCUUGAGUGUAUGCAGGCUGCUAGCGACAUUUGCCACUCGUGCAAACGCCUCUACAUCGGGAAGCCAAUCAACUAUACCUGGUCGACUCUGCACGUCAUCUUCUUGGCAGGCUUGACGACUUUACAUUGCCUUUGGACGUCAUCUGCUGUGCGCCGUGCAGUGAGGAUCGAUAGUGUCAGCAAUACCUUUACAACUUGCACAAUGCUUCUGGCAAUUAUGGCAGAGCGUUGGGAGGGGGCUGCACCAUACCGGGACCUAUUCGAGGCAUUGGCUUCCCGAGCCUUAGCUAUGAUGGUGGAAAGAAAGCAGCAUGAAACAGCGCCAACAUUGCCGACUCUGUCCAUGGAGUCAAGCCAUAAUAACGUAGAGGACAUAACGCAGUGGGCUGAUCAAAUCGCUGAUAUUGGCAUGCCUGAUGCUUUUAGCAGCCUCUUGAGUGGCCUUAUGGGCGAUUACAGCCCGAAAGGACAGGAAUUUAACGAUAAUUUGUGGGAGUUCUAAUAUAAAGAGUCAAGUUAGGUUGUAAUUGACCACUGUAUUCUAAAUAGAGAGUUGGUGUUGGUAGCUGUAUUUAGUCUAUACUGAAGUCAUAGGUUAGUGGCAGAUUGGGAGGG